UUGCGCUCAAACUGAGUGCAUAAAAGAACUAGAAACACUGUAUUUUAAAUGUAAUAAGUUUUAUUGUCCUGAGGAAGGGGGAUGUUCUACCCCCGAAACGCGUAGACCAACUUUAAUAAAAAGAUUACCUUGAUUGGUACUUCUUGCGCAUCGAGUCCUUUACUGCACCAGCGCCACCGAGAAUGGUCUAAUUUUUCUCCACUUUUCUGCAUAAACCUAUCCUGACAACCGGACCACGGCAAGGGAUACAGACCAGGGGCAGCAGACGCAGUUCUCUCCUUUCCCGCAAACUGGACAGGUAAUCAUCCAGCGAGGCGAUUCAGAGGCGUUGUGACCAUUCACAACCCCUUCUGGAAAGCAUAACCAGUAACUUCUGUGUCUAUACCGAGUGCUGUGAGGUUCUAGACAAGAGGCGCUGCCUCCUCUCUUUUCUCUUUUCCCUUUUAUAGCGAUGAAUUCUGCUCUUCCAAGAAUAAGAGGAAAAAAAUCUAAGAAUUAUGAUGGACAACAAGAUGGUAGUCUCGUACCUAAACAAACGGGGGCACAAGGUGCAGAACUCUAAUGCAGAAAGCCCACAGUAUCCUCUUACUAGCAGAAAAAGAAUGUGCGUCGAUCUCAGCGGUACAUAUGAGGGGCGUGGAAAACAGACAGGCGGACUUUCUCAGUCGUCACCCUCUCUCUCAGGGCGAGUGGUCUCUAGACCUAUCCAUUUUCAAGAAGAUAACACCCCUCUGGGGACAGCUGGACAAAGAUCUGUCUGAUUCCUUGAUGCAGAAAUGGAAAUUUCCCCUGACCCUACGCCUUUCCUCCUCUUCCUUUGAUUCCUCGUGUGUUAUGGAAAAUCAGGGAAGAAGGGGCGAGGGUUAUCCUCAUUGCUUCAUUCUAGCCAAGAAAGUCUUGGUUCAUGUGGCUCCUGAUCAUGUCAAUCCUGGAUCCAUGGGUCCUUCCAGAGAUCCGGGGUCAGUUGAGCCAAGGUUCAGUAUUCUAUCCAGACAUAAAAAAAUCUCCACUUAACUGCCUGGAACUCGAAAGGUACAUGCUAGGGAGGAAGGGAUUUUCCGAUGCCUUGAUUUUGACUCUUCUUAAGAGUAGGAAGAAAGUAACAGUAGCCAUCUAUGCCAGAGUGUGGCAGAAAUUUUUUGAUUUUGCGCAUAUCCAGAUUAAUGACAUCCCAUCUUCUGUUCCCAUUUAUCUAAUAUUGGAGUUCCUUCAGAAGGGUCUAGAUCUGGGACUAGCAGGAAAUACCUUAAAAGUACAUGUCUCAGCUCUGUCGGCCCUUUUUAAUCAGGACAUUGCAGGAUGCCCAUGGGUAUCUAGAUUCUUUAGAGCAGUGGACAGAUCCACCCCGAUAGCUUCAGUUAGACCUCCGCUUUGGGAUUUAGAUGUAGUUUUAAAGGCUUUAACUCGUCCUCCAUUUGAACCUAUAGAGUCCAGCUCCAUAAAAUGUCUCACCUUGAAGUUAUGUCUCCUAAUAGCUUUAACAUCUGCUCGCAGGAUUAAUGAGAUUCAGGCCAUUUCCAUGAAUCCUCCUUAUACCACAAUUUUAGAGGACAAGGUUGUGAUACGUCCAGAUCCGACUUUUCUUCCAAAAGUUGUUUCCAAAUUUUAUAGAUAUUAAGAGAAUAUUCUUCCUACCCUGUUUAAAAACCCUGGGUCAGAAGAGAAAUCCCUUCACUGCCUAGACGUCAGAAGGGCUUUGAUUAACUAUCUUUCUCGCACUAAAGAUUGGCGCAAAUCUUCUUCACUCUUUAUUCUUUUUCAAGGAGUGAAUAAGGGUGUUGCAGCCUCUAAAAGUUAUAUUGCUAGGUGGAUUGUUUCAGCUAGUUCCUUGUCUUGCCUAUCUUCGGGGUUAUCUCCUCCAGCGGGUCUCAAGACACACUCUACCAGGGCAGUGGCUACCUCCUGGGCGGAAAGAUCCUCGGUUCCCAUAGAGAAUAUUUGCAGAGCUGCCACCUGGUCUUCGCCUUCAACCUUUUUUAAGCACUAUCGGCUUGAUUUAAACUCCUCUCCUUCUGGGUCAUCCUUUGGGGAAAAGGUGCUUCUUUCUACUCUCCCACCCUGAAAUUUCCUCUGGUAAUUCUCUCGUGGUGCUGUCAUAGGCGAAGGUAAUUAGAUUUUCCAGAGCCCAUGACAGCACCCUUAUAUUCCCUCCCUUUAUGGUUAUCUUAUGUUCACACGGGUGUAGCAAAAAAAAAAUAUAUAGAAUCUUAUUAAACUGAAUUUAUUAUUGACUGUCUAACGUUAUGUUGGUGGCCUUCCUCCGAUGCUUGGAUAUCACACUGAGGAGAAGAGUGUACGUCCUUUUAUUCUGCAGGUUUCCUGUCUGUGGGGGCGGAUCCUCUCUCCUCUUGUGGUGCUGUCAUGCGCUGUGGAAAAUCAAAUUAACGACAACUGUACUGGGAGCACAGAGGAACACCUGAUACCUACAUAUUAUGAUGCAGAUGAUUCGGUUGUCGCACCAGAUACAUAUAAAAAAAGUGCCAUUAUCCCAGUUGUACACUCAGACCUUCAAAUCAAAAAUCUGCCACCUGAUCCUUUAAAAAAGACUGUUAUGCUGAAUGCAAGUCACAGAAGUGGUGCUGGAUCCCAAAGAGCUCAGAAAGGGAAGAAGUCUUAUUCAUGUUCAGAAUGUGGCAAAUGUUUUACUCAUAAAUACAAUCUUGAGAGGCAUCAGAUAGUUCACACAGGGGAGAAGCCGUAUUCAUGUCCAGAAUGUGGCAAAUGUUUUCCUCGAAAAUCACAUCUUGAUAUCCAUCAAAGACAUCACACAGGGGAGAAGCCGUAUUCAUGUCCAGAAUGUGGCAAAUGUUUUACUAAUAAAUCAAAUCUUGAGAGGCAUCAGAAAAUUCACACAGGGAACAAGCCGUAUUCAUGUUCAGAAUGUAACAAAUGUUUUACUUGGAAAUCAAAUCUUGAGAGCCAUCAAAGACAUCACACAGGGGAGAAGCCAUAUUCAUGUUUAGAAUGUGGCAAAUGUUUUACUCGAAAAUCACAUCUUGAUAUCCAUCAAAGACAUCACACAGGGGAGAAGCCAUAUUCAUGUUCAGAAUGUGGCAAAUGUUUUACUCGAAAAUCAUAUCUUGAUAUCCAUCAAAGACAUCACACAGGGGAGAAGCCAUAUUCAUGUUCAGAAUGUGGCAAAUGUUUUUCUCUGAAAUCAAGUCUUCAGAGCCAUCAAAGACAUCACACAGGGGAGAAGCCAUAUUCAUGUUUAGAAUGUGGCAAAUGUUUUUCUCUGAAAUCAAGUCUUCAGAGCCAUCAAAGACAUCACACAGGGGAGAAGCCAUAUUCAUGUUCAGAAUGUGGCAAAUGUUUUUCUCAUAAAUCAAGUCUUCAGAGCCAUCAAAGACAUCACACAGGGGAGAAGCCGUAUUCAUGUUCAGAAUGUGGCAAAUGUUUUACUCUGAAAUCACAUCUUGAUAUCCAUCAAUUACAUCACACAGGGGAGAAGCCGUAUUCAUGUUCAGAAUGUGGCAAAUGUUUUUCUCAGAAAUCAAGUCUUAAGAGCCAUCAAAGACAUCACACAGGGGAGAAGCCAUAUUCAUGUUCAGAAUGUGGCAAAUGUUUUACUCUGAAAUUACAUCUUAAUAUCCACCAAAGACAUCACACAGGGGAGAAGCCAUAUUCAUGUUCAGAAUGUGGUAAACGUUUUGCUGAUAAAUCAAUUCUUCAUAACCAUCAGAGAAUUCACACGGAGAAGUCGUUUUCAUGUCCAGAAUGUGGAAAAUGUUUUGCUAGGAAAAAUAAUCUUGCUGAGCAUUUAAAAAUUCACACAGGGGAGAGGCCAUUUUCCUGUCCAGAAUGUGGAAAAUGGUUUACUCGGAAAGCAAAUCUUGUUAAUCAUCUGAAAUCUCACACAGAGGAGAAGUGAUAUUAAUGGCCAGAACGUGUUUUACUAAAGAAUGUAAAUUUGAGAAUCAUUAGGGAAGUCACACAGGGGUGCAGCCAUGUUUAUGUUCAGAAUGUGGAAACUGUUUUAUUCAGAAAUAAGCCCUUGUUCAAUAUCAGAGAAUUCAUACAGGGGAGAAGAAGUUCUAACCCCUUCCCAACAUCCUCCAUACAUGUAUGGCGGAUGUCGGGAAUAUAAAGAUGGUGCCCACUCAAGAGUUAAGUAAGUGCCAUAGGCGAAGCAUGCGUGCGGUUUCACACAGCAGCGUCCACAUGAUUGGAGAUAGCUCUGAUCGCUGACAUUCCAUCAGAUGCUAUAGCCAACUGCAACCACAGCAUCUGAGCAGUCAUUUACUGGGAGCGAGUGAGGUGUUAUAGCUUGAAGAGCAUAUGAAUUAGAACCAUAGAUAACUUCAUAAAACCAAAUAUAACAAUAGCCACAUGAUGUAUAGUGAAUAAAAGAUAUAACAGAGAAUGGAUUGUAGUUCAAGGCCUUUACCAUACCUACCCUAAAGAAACCAUUAGAGAGAUUGCUUACAUGAUAAUGGAGUAUUUUCUGUUGUUACCUAUAUUAAUGAGUCAUUUGCACACUGGUGUUUGACUACCCGACAACAACGGCCCUUAGUUUCCCUGCUAUGAUAACAUACGAUGUGUGGAGCCCCGCUCUCAUUUUCGUUACACAGAUGUAUCCUCGUGAUAGAGAUGUGAAUAUAAUUUUUGUAUAACUAGAUGAUUUUCUUAUGUAUUUACUUUAAGCUGCUUCUUUCUUAUCUUAAAGGGGUAUUCUCAUCUUGCUUAUUCAGCCUUCCCUGCAGUCAGCUAGCUGUCUACUUCCUGGUUUUCUGCAGAUAAGGCUGGGCAGGGCUUAGGCAGCUAGAGUGAAGGCCGGCCACACCUCCUUAUGACAUCACACUGAGCACUGAGUUCUUAUACUUUUCACAUGAACAGCACAUGAGUCAUCAGUCUGGCAGCCUGCAGUGUCUGAGACCCACCAGCACUGAUGCAGAUUUCUUUCUAUUACAGCUGUAAUACAAUUGUGUAUAAACCUUACACUAUGUAUAUGUAUAGAUGCAUAUACAGCUCAGGAACAUGUUUCGUCUCCAGUCUCCUAUCAUAAGUUUGGCUCAAGGGCUUCCUAUACAGCUGAGCUACAUCUUUAUUAUACUUUCCCACCGUCCUUCAGGUUGAUGGUCCGCAUAUAAAGCUCUGCUACAACUCUUUAUUUCACCAUCACUGAGGCUGACCAUCCGCUUAUACAGCUCUGCUACAUAUGUAUGUGUAUGUGUAUGUAUAUAUAUAUAUAUAUAUAUAUAUAUAUAUAUAGUCAAUUCCACACUAGCACUGUUGCUGAACAACUUUUUAUACAGCUUUGCUACAUCUGUCUCCCCCUCCACCACUAGCAUUUUUGAUGAAACGCUUCCUAUACAGCUCUGCUACAUCUGUCUCCACCACUAGCACUGUGGCUGAUCAACUUCUUAUACAGCACUGCUACAUGUCAUUAGUGCCCCCAGGAAAAAUAAUGCCAUUAUUGUCCCCAAGAAUAAUAAUGCCCCCUUUGGUGCCCAUAAGAAUAAUACUGUCUCAUUAGUGCCCCCAGGAAAAAUAAUGCUCCCAUUCGCGCCCCCCCCCCUCCAGUUAGAAUAAUGCCUCCUGUUAUGCCCCCAUGUAAAAUAAUACCCCAUUAGUGCCCCCCAGUUAGAAUGAUGCCUCCUGUUAUAUCCCCAUGUAAAAUAAUGCCCCCUUUAGUGCCCCCCCAGUUAGAAUGAUGCCUCCAGUUGUGCCAGGUAAAAUAAUGUCCUCUUUAGUGCCCCUGAGAUUAAUACUGUCUCAUUAGUGCCCCCAGGAAAAAAUAAUGCCAUUAUUGUCCCCAAGAAUAAUAAUGCCCCCUUUAGUGCCUAUAAGAAUAAUACUGUCUCAUUAGUGCCACCAGGAAAAAUAGUGCCCCCCAGUUAGAAUGAUGCCUCCUGUUAGGCCCCCAUGUAAAAUAAUGCCCCCAUUAGUUCCCCCCCCCCCCCCAGUUAGAAUGAUGCCUCAUGUUAUGCCCCCAUGUAAAAUAAUGCCUCCCCCAGUUAGAAUAAUGCCUCCAGUUGUGCCAGGUGAAAUAAUGCCCCCAUUAAUGCCCCCCCCCCCAGUUAGAAUAAUGCCUCCAGUUGUGCCAGGUAAAAUAAUGCCUCCUUUAGUGCCCCCCCAGUUAGAAUAAUGCCUCCUGUUAUGCCCCCAUGUAAAAUAAUACCCCCAUUAGUGCCCCCCCAGUUAGAAUGAGGCCUCCUGUUAUGCCCCCAUGUAAAAUAAUGCCCCCUUUAGUGCCCCCCAGUUAGAAUGAUGCCUCCUGCUAUGCCCCCAUGUAAAAUAAAUGCCCCCUUUAGUGCCCCCCCAGUUAGAAUGAUGCCUCCUGGUAUGCCCCCAUGUAAAAUAAUGUCCCCUUUAGUGCCCCCCCCCCAGUUAGAAUGAUGCCUCCUGGUAUGCCCCCAUGUAAAAUAAUGUCCCCUUUAGUGCCCCCCAGUUAAAAUGAUGCCUCCUGUUAUGCCCCCAUGUAAAAUAAUGCCCCCUUUAGUGCCCCCCCAGUUAGAAUGAUGCCUCCUGGUAUGCCCCCAUGUAAAAUAAUGCCCCCUUUAGUGCCCCCAGUUAGAAUGAUGCCUCCUGUUAUGCCCCCAUGUAAAAUAAUGCCCCCUUUAGUGCCCCCCCCAGUUAGAAUGAUGCCUCCUGGUAUGCCCCCAUGUAAAAUAAUGUCCCCUUUAGUGCCCCCCAGUUAGAAUGAUGCCUCCUGUUAUGCCCCCAUGUAAAAUAAUGCCCCCUUUAGUGCCCCCCAGUUAGAAUGAUGCCUCCUGUUAGGCCCCCAUGUAAAAUAAUGCCCCCAUUAGUUCCCCCCCCCCCAGUUAGAAUGAUGCCUCAUGUUAUGCCCCCAUGUAAAAUAAUGCCCCCCCAGUUAGAAUGAUGCCUCCUGUUAUGCCCCCAUGUAAAAUAAUGCCCCCUUUAGUGCCCCCAGUUAGAAUGAUGCCUCCAGUUGUGCCAGGUAAAAUAAUGUCCCCUUUAGUGCCCCUGAUAUUAAUACUGUCAUAUUAGUGCGCCCAGGAAAAAUAAUGCCCCCAUUAGUGCCUCCCCCAGUUAGAAUAAUGCCUCCAGUUGUGCCAGGUAAAAUAAUGCCCCCAUUAGUGCCCCCCCCCCAGUUAGAAUAAUGCCUCCAGUUGUGCCAGGUAAAAUAAUGCCCCCAUUAGUGCCCCCCCCCCCAGUUAGAAUAAUGCCUCCAGUUGUGCCAGGGAAAAUAAUGCCCCCUUUAGUGUCCCUGAGAAUAAUACUGUCUCAUUAGUGCCCUCAAGAAUAAUAAUGCCCCCUUUAGUGCCCAUAAGAAUAAUACUGUCUCAGUGCCCCCAGGAAAAAUAAUGCCCCCAUUAGUGCCCCCAGUUAGAAUGAUGCCUCCUGUUAUGCCCCCAUGUAAAAUAAUGCCCCCUUUAGUGCCUCCCCAGUUAGAAUGACGCCUCCUGUUAUGCCCCCAUGUAAAAUAAUGCCCCCUUUAGUGCCCCCCAGUUAGAAUGAUGCCUCCUGUUAAGCCCCCAUGUAAAAUAAUUCACUCAUUAGUGCCCCUCCCCCCAGUUAGAAUGAUGCCCCCCAUUGAUGAUGCUCUUAUUAUUAAAUCGUUGGUGGAAUUGGUGGGGCAUUUACAAAUAAUACUUACCUAUGUCCUGCGCUGGCUGUUCUAAAGACGUCCGACUCCUUUCUUCAUCCACCGAAGUAUUCGAGCGCAAGCGCAGAAGUAUCUUCCUUUCUUUGGAGCCGCAGCACGAAGUAUACUUGAUCUGCAGAUGCGCGGCCGCCCGACGUGCGCAUUCACAUCUUCUAAUGCAGGCCGGCCACUAGAUCACCAGGGUAAGCGGUGCGCAGGCGCGGCCCAUGGAUGCGGCCGGCGAUAGGUGGCCGUAUCCAUGGGCAGCGAGUAUAAACAAGCAUACAUAAUUUUUCAUUUUUAUAAAAAAACUAUGUUUUAGAAAAAGGAAUAUAUUUAGGAAAAGCCUCGGGGGGGGGGGGGGGAUGAAAGAUGAUUACCAAGAUGAUAAUACCCCUUUAAGUGCUUCCCCCUUUUCUAGCCAAGCUGUAUGUGUAUACAACUCUGGAUAGAGAAGAGGGGGUGAAGCUGCGAGCAUCGAAGGCCCCCUGGUCUCACAUAUGUAUAGACUGUAGAAGAAAGCUUGAGCCAAUGACUUAGUUAUAUAAUAUACAUGUAUACUCACUGCCUAUAAAAAGCACCUCCUUGAAGUGUCACAUAUGACAUAUGCAGUAUUGAUAUUAGUGAGAGGCCAUUACAAGAUGGCGGCUGACACCCAGAUGUUCACAUUAGUUCACAUACCAAGGUUUGUAAGACAGUGCACCCUGCGCAGAAGCCAAGUGUUAUCUUAUCUUCUUAGCUAAUGAAAUAAUGGCAUGAGCCUGAAGAUGUAUAUACAGCGUAACUCAUUGUAAUAAAGAAAGAGAUUGCCUUGA
Messenger RNA from Bufo gargarizans (Asiatic toad), 8364 nucleotides. Its product is annotated as oocyte zinc finger protein XlCOF6.1-like. The record is from RefSeq and is a predicted model, not a curated record. Gene Ontology annotation, molecular function: DNA-binding transcription activator activity, RNA polymerase II-specific; RNA polymerase II cis-regulatory region sequence-specific DNA binding. Lineage: Eukaryota; Metazoa; Chordata; Amphibia; Anura; Bufonidae. The transcript is spliced from 2 exons. Gene Ontology annotation, biological process: regulation of transcription by RNA polymerase II. Gene Ontology annotation, cellular component: nucleus. The coding region runs from base 2264 to 3871 and encodes 535 amino acids.